This is a messenger RNA of Lachancea thermotolerans CBS 6340, 939 nucleotides long. RefSeq names its product 3-methyl-2-oxobutanoate hydroxymethyltransferase (gene ECM31). The transcript has a single exon. The record is from RefSeq and is a predicted model, not a curated record. Gene Ontology annotation, cellular component: mitochondrion. Bases 1 to 939 code for a protein of 312 amino acids. Gene Ontology annotation, biological process: pantothenate biosynthetic process. Gene Ontology annotation, molecular function: magnesium ion binding; 3-methyl-2-oxobutanoate hydroxymethyltransferase activity. NCBI's taxonomy places the organism in Eukaryota, Fungi, Ascomycota, Saccharomycetes, Saccharomycetales, Saccharomycetaceae.
AUGAUAAGGAAUGCUGUCCACCAUUUGCACAGGAGCUAUUCAAGCUAUCUUUCUCCUGUAGUGCGCCCUAAAACGCUCGCGGAUCUUUUCUCCAAGCAUGUAUCCCGUGAGCCAAUCACUAUGAUCACGGCCUAUGACUAUAUAAGCGGGAGCUGGGCCCAGGCUGCCAAUUGCGACAUGAUCUUAGUCGGUGACUCGCUGGCGAUGUGCGCACUAGGCUAUGAAUCUACUACGGAGAUCAGCCUGGAAGAGUUUUGUUUCCAUGUACAAGCUGUUAGCCGCUCGCCAGGAGACGCCUUUAUUGUUGUGGAUAUGCCUUUUGGCAGCUUCGAGUCCAGUAUAGAGAAGGGUGUGGAAACAGCUAUUUCGCUUAUGAAGUGCUCUCCCAAAGUUGGAGCGCUGAAAUUGGAAGUUGGCAGCCAUUCUCUAAGCACACACAAUCCUGACUACUCCUUGAAGUUGGCAGCAGAGCUUUGCUCAAGAGGCAUCCCUGUGAUGGGCCACAUAGGCCUGACGCCCCAACGCGUUCACUCGCUGGGCGGCUACAAAGUUCAAGGAAGCCGGUCUGCACAAGAUGCAGCAGCCAUAUUCGAAACUGCACGCCAGUUGAAGAAGCUAGGUUGCUUCUCAAUUUUGGUUGAGUGCGUCCCGCACAAAGUCUCGCAGCAUAUCACGGAGACCCUUGAUAUUCCAACAAUCGGCAUAGGGGCCGGUUCUGGCACUAGCGGCCAGGUCUUAGUCCAAUCAGACAUCCUCGGUAUGCUGCCUGGAAGAGUCCCUAAGCUUGCACAAAAAUAUACAGAUUUGCAUGCCCAAAGCGUGGACGCUCUCAAGCACUACGUAGCAGAUGUUACACUGCAUAAAUUUCCGGAUAACGAUAAAAAUGGUUUCAAGAUCAAGGAGGAUGUGUGGCGUGAAUUCCUAGAGAUUGUCGAAUGA